GCCUUGGAACACCUCCAAACAUUCCAGCAUGGGGUCGGUCAUCGAACCUCCGGCCUCCGACUCUCCUGAUCUUCUCAUUUGUCAGCCCACUCCCGAAGAAUGUGUCAAGAUCUGGUCCAACACGGCAGCGUCAUGGAAAGACUCGCUCACCAAAAUCGUGUACCUUGAUGAGUCUCAGUACCUUACCACGGUGCCACUUGCCAAGGAUGGAGGAAUGACCAAUUGGGUUCUCGUCGAUAGAAACCACCCGCCCAACCAGCGUCAGAUCCUGUGCUCAUGCGAAAGCUUCCGGAAGCGGUGUCUCACCAGCGAUAAGGAGGGAACCAUUGAAGAGGGCAUCGUUCAUGGCGUCGCCAGCGUUUUCUGCCCAUCCGAGUACCGCGGCCGCGGCUACGGGGCUCGUCACAUGAACGAGCUGGCCAAGGUACUGAGGGAAUGGCAGCCCGGAUAUGGCAACAGCAUUGGUAGCAUAUUGUACUCAGAUAUUGGGACAGAGUACUACGCUAAGCCUGGCUGGCUACCAAGCCCUGGGAACUGGCACUUUGUCCUCCCAUCGGCCCAAACGGAGGUUCCGGUGACGGCACGGUUGAUUCUUGAAUCGGAGCUGGAAACCCUCUGCGGCAGAGACGAGGCAAUGGUGCGGAAGGCUAUGGCCACGCCUAGCAGGGCGUCGAAACGUGUGGUGGUCCUUCCUGACCUGAAUCAUAUGCUAUGGCAUAUCCGGAAGGAGGACUUCGCAACCAACCAUAUCCUCGGAGAGAUAGCAGAGGCCAAAGGGGCAAUCGCUGGUGCCCCUGGAACACAGGUCUGGAUAGUUUGGGUGCGUCGGUAUUACGAGCACCCAGAUCAUCCUGAACAGGAGGACCGCGAUGGAGUGAAUGUCCUUUACGUUCUCCGUCUUGUGAUUGAAGCUGACGAGACCGCCAAUAAACCCCACGAGGACUACUUGGAACCCAUAUCAGCAGAUAUUUACGUGGAACAGGCAGCGGCUCUAAAGUCCGUGUUACAGGCUGCCCAGGCCGAGGCAGCAAAAUGGCGCCUCGACCAGGUGCAAAUAUGGGACCCGUCCCCCCUAGCACAGAGUCUUCUCGAAAAGAGUGGGAUAGACGCAAGUCGAGUUGAGCGGCAGACCGACAGUAUUGCGAGUGCCCUGUGGUUCACGAAAGGAAGCGAUGUCAGAGAACUCUCUCCGCAAUGGAUCAAUAACGAGUAUUAUGCAUGGUGCUAGAGAGUCGGACUAGGCGGCUCAUUGAAGACUUUCGUCCCAUGGCUCCUCAGAGCUCAUCACAGAUUUGUGAUGCACUUCCUGUACACUUCCCGCGAAAUGAGCCCAACCUGACCAUUCUCAUCUUGAACGCUUUGGUCAGCUCCGGAGUCCAACAGCAGUUUGGCGAAAGAGGCUGACAUGCAGGAGGCCAUGUGGAGCGCCGUCUUCCCCCAGAUGCAUUAGUGGCACUUUC
This is a messenger RNA of Diaporthe batatas, 1460 nucleotides long. RefSeq lists its product as uncharacterized. The transcript has 2 exons. The record is from RefSeq and is a predicted model, not a curated record. Bases 29 to 1228 code for a protein of 399 amino acids. NCBI's taxonomy places the organism in Eukaryota, Fungi, Ascomycota, Sordariomycetes, Diaporthales, Diaporthaceae.